Molecule: messenger RNA, 1063 nt
Organism: Rhinichthys klamathensis goyatoka
Lineage: Eukaryota; Metazoa; Chordata; Actinopteri; Cypriniformes; Leuciscidae
Gene: rpia
Product: ribose 5-phosphate isomerase A (ribose 5-phosphate epimerase)
Exons: 9
Coding region: 204-1031 (275 amino acids)
Biological process (GO): D-ribose metabolic process; pentose-phosphate shunt, non-oxidative branch
Cellular component (GO): intracellular membrane-bounded organelle
Molecular function (GO): ribose-5-phosphate isomerase activity
Source: RefSeq, a predicted model, not a curated record
UCUGCUCUGCUAUUGGGUCAAAGAACACACGCCUGUUAUGAAAACACCUGAACUCGUACUUCUCUGACAGGUGUUAUUUUGACUCAAUUUUGUGAGCGUCCUUUAAUAUAUUGUUUACUGUCCUUUCUUUUUCGGUUCUGCGCGUGCAUGUACAUACAAGCGUGGCAAGUAUUUUAUUGUUGUGAUCGUGGACGCGCUGUGUGAUGAGGCUGCAGAGGUGGGCUGAGUUUGCAGUGAUCAGUAGCAGAUCUCUCCUCCUCUUUCUGCCGGGGGAAAAACACGUGUGUAGCAGCAGCAGGAGCAGGCGAUACCACGGCACUCUCAUGGCUGAAGAGGCCAAAAAACUGGCAGCUUAUGCUGCUGUAGACAACCACAUACAGAACAAUCAGGUAGUUGGGGUGGGUAGUGGCUCGACUAUCGUCUAUGCUGUGGACAGGCUGGCUGAGAGGGUAAGAGAGGAGAAGCUGAACAUUGUGUGUGUUCCCACGUCCUUCCAGGCCCGUCAGCUGAUUCUGCAGCAUGGUCUCCCUCUUUCUGAUUUAGACAGACAUCCUGAGCUGGAUGUAGCAAUUGACGGAGCUGAUGAAGUUGAUGCUGCUUUGACUCUGAUUAAAGGAGGAGGAGGAUGCUUAACCCAGGAGAAGAUUGUGGCUGGUUGUGCCAAACACUUCAUUGUCAUCGCAGACUAUAGAAAGGACUCAAAGGCUCUGGGACAGCAGUGGAAGAAAGGGGUGCCGGUGGAGGUCAUCCCCAUGGCGUAUGUGCCCGUGUCCAGAGCCAUUGCCCGGCGCUUUGGAGGAGAGGCAGUGCUGAGGAUGGCAGUCAGUAAAGCUGGUCCAGUGGUUACUGAUAACAGCAACUUCAUUCUGGAUUGGAAGUUUGAGCAUGCUCAGAACUGGAAAGAGGUCAACACGGCCAUUAAGAUGAUCCCAGGUGUGGUUGAGACGGGCUUGUUUGUGGGGAUGGCUGAGCGGGUGUACUUCGGUAUGGAGGACGGAAGUGUCAAGACUAGAGACCCUCCUGUCAACUGAGAAGAUCCUUCCUCUGCUCUUGUGAUAGACCU